GCUUGGAGUGCAGAGGAAAGCAUACAAAGUCUGGUGGGUGGAGGCAGGAGAAGACCUAGAAGUGCUGGGUGGGAGGCAGAGGAACGGCAGCUGAAGCCACAGCUAUUGGGUGCACAGCCAUCUCCCCUCUGUAUCAGGGGGUAGAGGCGCCCUGCGUCCUGUCACCAUAUACAUCACACGCUGUAGCCAGUGCUGACACCAAGUGAGGGCUUCUUCCUCUCUUCAUCCCAUCACUGGGGGCAGACAUGGAAGAUGGACCCUCUUCUGAAGGCUGCUUUAGAAGGUUCACCGACUGCUUUUUAGGCGCCAAUUUGACGGAUGAGAAAGUAAAGGCAUAUCUCUCUCGCCAUCCUCAACUGCUGGAUGAAUUUGUAUCAGAAAGUGUUGCUUCGGAAACAGUAGAAAAAUGGAUGAAAAAGAAGAACUUGUAUGAAGAAAUGACCCACACAGAAGUCAGCAGGCAGUACCAGGAUACUAAUAUGCAAGGGGUUGUGUACGAAUUAAACAGUUACAUGGAACAGCGGCUGGAUGCUGGCGGAGACAACAAAUUACUUCUCUAUGAAUUAAGUGAUAUUAUCAAAACAGCAACAAAAGCUGAUGGAUUUGCACUAUAUUUCCUUGGAGAAUGCAAUAAUACCUUAUGUGUGUUCACACCUACUGGAACAAAGGGAGGACAGACGCAGCUUACUCCUGCAGGACCAGUUGAAUAUGGCACCACAGUAGCUGCCCAUGUAGCCAAAUCUCGGAAUACUUUGUUACUAGAAAAUAUUAUAGGGGAUGAAAGGUUUCCAAAAGGUACUGGACUGGACUCAGGGACUAGUAUCCAGUCUGUUCUUUGCUUACCUAUAGUUACUGCAAUUGGCGAUCUCAUUGGGAUUCUGGAACUUCAUAGGCAUUGGGGAAGGGACGGUUUCCGUUUGUGCCACCAACAGGUGGCAACCGCAAAUCUUGCUUGGGCUUCAGUAGCAAUACAUCAAGUACAAGUAUGCAGAGGAUUAGCAAAGCAAACUGAGCUGAAUGACUUUCUAUUAGAUGUGUCCAAAACAUAUUUUGAUAACAUAGUUGCAAUAGAUUCUUUACUUGAACAUAUUAUGAUAUAUGCAAAAAACCUGGUGAAUGCAGAUCGAUGUGCACUCUUUCAGGUAGACCACAAAAACAAAGAGUUGUAUUCUGAUCUCUUUGACAUUGGUGAAGAGGAUGAAGGGAAGCCAGUCUUCAGGAAGACCAAAGAAAUCAGAUUUUCCAUUGAAAAAGGCAUAGCUGGUCAGGUUGCCAGAACUGGUGAAGUUCUAAACAUUCCUGAUGCCUAUGCAGAUCCACGCUUUAAUAGGGAAGUAGACCUUUAUACAGGUUAUACAACGAAGAAUAUCCUGUGUAUGCCUAUUGUAAGCAGAGGGAGUGUUAUUGGUGUUGUACAGAUGGUGAACAAACUAAGCGGAAGUGCCUUCUCCAAAACAGAUGAGAACAACUUCAAAAUGUUUGCUGUUUUCUGUGCUUUAGCCUUACACUGUGCAAAUAUGUACCAUCGAAUACGCCACUCUGAAUGCAUUUACCGUGUGACUUUAGAGAAACUGUCUUAUCACAGCAUCUGCACUUCAGAAGAAUGGCAGAACCUCAAGAACUGUACCCUUCCAGCACCUCUUUGUAAAGAGAUUGAAUUAUAUCACUUUGACAUUACGCCCUUUGAGGACCUUUGGCCAGCGAUUUAUGUGUACAUGAUACAUCAGUCUUGUGGACAAACUUGCUUUGAACUUGAAAAGUUGUGUCGUUUCACUAUGUCGGUGAAAAAGAACUAUCGACGUGUACCCUAUCAUAAUUGGAAGCAUGCAGUAACCGUGUCACAUUGCAUGUAUGCUAUAUUACAACAUAACAAAGACUUAUUCACAGAUUUGGAGAGAAAAGGGCUUUUGAUAGCAUGCUUAUGUCAUGACCUAGAUCACCGGGGGUAUACAAACAGCUACUUACAAAAAUUUGAUCACCCCCUGGCAGCAUUAUAUUCAACCUCAACAAUGGAGCAACACCACUUCUCCCAAACUGUGUCUAUUCUGCAGCUGGAAGGGCACAAUAUCUUCUCUAACUUGAGUUCCAAUGAGUAUGAGCACGUAUUGGAGAUAAUCCGCAAAGCCAUUAUUGCCACAGACCUUGCACUGUACUUUGGAAAUAGAAAACAUCUGGAAGAGCUCCACCAAACAGGAGCCCUCAACUUUAACAACCAGGUGCACAGGGAUCGUUUAAUAGGUUUAUUGAUGACAGCAUGUGAUCUCUGCUCUGUAACCAAACUGUGGCCCGUGACCAGAAUGAUCGCUGAUGAUAUAUAUGCUGAAUUCUGGGCAGAGGGUGAUGAAAUGAAAAGGCUUGGAAUUUCCCCAAUACCAAUGAUGGACAGAGAUAGAAAGGAUGAAAUUCCUCAGGGGCAGAUUGGAUUCUACAAUGCCGUAGCUGUUCCUUGCUACACAACAUUAUCACAGAUUUUUCCUACCACAAGACCACUUCUUAAUGCAUGCAGGGAUAAUCUUAACCAGUGGGAGAAAGUGUCUCGGGGAGAAGAUACCACAAUGUGGGUUCCCACGCACCCGACAGAUUCUUCAGAUUCUCUUCCUGUCAAGAUUGACGACUGAUCAGCAGUGGGAUAGUCAGAAGUAGCAUCCAUAAGGACAUCAAGCACUGCAAAAGGGAGAACACAACUGUACAUUUUCCCUAAUUAACUAGAAACAUUAGUAGACCUAUAUUAUCGCAAGGCUCUUAUGUAGGAAACAAAGCUCCUAGCUAGUGGUGUUACCUGCAUAUCUCCCCUUUGGGUACUUUUUCCUUUUAAGUCUACCCGGUACUAAAAUUCUGGAGAGAGAUUGCAUAUUACUGAGGUCUAAAGAGACCUUUGCUGGAUAUCGCAUCCGGUAUUCAAAGGUUUUAGUUGUAAACCUAUGAACUUUGGUAAAAGCUUCUUAUUUUUAAGAGGGUUUCUUAGGUGGUUGUUUACUGAAGGCGUUCUGAGAAUUAUUGGCACUUAGUAAACCUGUGAAAGGUUUGGCUGUUAAGUGUCUUGUACUUUAUGUAGGUUAAUAUGAGCACUUGUUUUUUACGUCGAAGUCUACAGAACUGUAUGCAAAGACUUCAAUGCAUUUGAUAAGAAAGA
This is a messenger RNA of Bufo bufo (common toad), 3133 nucleotides long. RefSeq names its product phosphodiesterase 10A (gene PDE10A). The transcript is spliced from 22 exons. Lineage: Eukaryota; Metazoa; Chordata; Amphibia; Anura; Bufonidae. Gene Ontology annotation, molecular function: protein binding; 3',5'-cGMP-stimulated cyclic-nucleotide phosphodiesterase activity. Gene Ontology annotation, biological process: signal transduction; negative regulation of receptor guanylyl cyclase signaling pathway. The record is from RefSeq and is a predicted model, not a curated record. Bases 246 to 2618 code for a protein of 790 amino acids.